Funneliformis geosporum is the source of this 2637-nucleotide messenger RNA. Lineage: Eukaryota; Fungi; Glomeromycota; Glomeromycetes; Glomerales; Glomeraceae. The record is from the annotation of a GenBank genome assembly.
AUGAACUUAACUGUCGAGGAACAAAUAAACGACGAAGUCCCUAAUGACUCGUUAACGUUGGGUCAAUUGAAAAAAAUUGUAAAACAAUUUCCGAAUAAACAAAAACCAAAAGAAAUCGCCUUUACCUAUACUGAUACUGACAGUAUUUCAAAUGAAAUUGAUGAAUUUUAUAGUUAUGUUGAAAUUUCACAAUGUUUUGAAAACAAAAAGUCAUUUGAAGAAGGAUUCGACGAAUCUUGGACUACUUGUACAAUAUCCGAACGCCGUACUUAUAUUGAAUACCUGUUAGAAACUUUGGAAUUAAAGGAUCCUGAAAAGAGAUUCUGUACUGCCAAAAAAUUAUUGUAUAUUGCUCAAGGAACAUUUGGGGAAUCAACUUCGCCAGAACAUCAUCUCGAAUUGAUAAUUGAAAAUAAUAAAUUGCUGCGGAAGUGUGGAGCACUAUUGUCAUAUUUUCAAGCCUUAAACCAUCCAGAUUUUAUUUCAGAUCGACAGGCUUAUAUCGAUGACACAAAUAUCGAGAUAGGAUUCUAUUUAACGUUGUUAUAUAUGUUAGUCGAAGUUCAUCGUGGAGACGAAUCAUUUGGCUCAGAGCUUGUCGAACUUGAUCCACCAAUGUCUGUAUUUCUUUUUGAAAUCAUCGCGUCAUUACGAGAAAAAGAAAAGAAUGCCAAAGGAUAUCCAGUAAAAAAGGAUGUAGUUAGAUUAAUAAAUGGAUUGCCACCUAUAAAUAAUAAAGAAUUCUCGACUAAGGCAACUCCAAUUGAUUAUCAUACUUUUCAAGCCGAGGCUACUCAAAAAUAUCCAACAUAUAUUCCGCCUCAUAGUCCAGUUAUUCCUAUGCCUUUCAUAAUUGCAAAUCAGUAUCCUAAUAGCAAUAAUAAUAACGAUGUAUUUACACAGAAUAGUUUUUCAAGUAUAAACAAUAAUUCGUCACCAAAAUCACGUAAACAACAAUUUCAAACAAAUCAACGACAACCUUUUAUUUUUCCAUUCUCAAAAUCUACACCUACAGUGCCAAAAUCAAUACAGGAAGCAGGAGAUUUAUAUUUAAAAUUUAUGUAUACAAACUUAGGGAUCUUACAAUUUUGGAAAGAGAAGGAUGAGAUGAAGAAACAACAAUUUGGUUAUUCAAUAAAUGAUGUGAGAUUACAUAACGAAAAAAACAGAUCAAAUUGUGGAAGGGAAAUAUCAAAUGGAAUUAAUGACACGGAAGCGCAGGUGACAAAAAGAGAUAGAGAAAAGUUGGACAGGAUUGAACUUCUUUAUAGGUCAAUCCUACCACACAUGCAAUACAUUGUUAUCGUGCUACUUAAAUUGUUGCUUGCAACUGUUUCGCCCAAUUCAAAUAAUGUCAAAGUAAAUGAUAAUGGUGAUAGCAUAACAAAGGAGAAUGUUACAAUAAAUAAUGGUUUAUCACCUGAUAGCAAUAUUUAUUCUUCAUCUUCAAAUGGAAAUAGUGUUGAAGAAAUUGAUAUUAUGAGACAUCGAGAAAUUACAUCUAAAGCAGUUUCAGCAAUUUUAUUGUUAAUGUUAAAAUAUUUGAAAUUGUCCCAUAUCUUAAAAUUCGAAUAUGUUUCUCAACUAUUGGUUGAAUCUAAUUGUUUGCUUUUAAUUUUGAAAAUGUUUGGUCUACAGGAUGUAAGCUUGACUAUAAAAUCUAGAAAUGAUGUCGAGGAUUUAAACUUCUUUCGAUAUUGUAAAAAUAUUAAUGAUAAACAUGGAUCUGGGAAAACAUGUGAUGAUAAUCCCGAGGAUGAGAGAUCAAAAGAACAACCGCAGAUAGAACAUGUCGAUGAAUUAAAUUUAAUCGACAAUAAUGUAGAUUCAGAUUAUUGUUGGCGAAAUUUUUUCUCCGCAAUAAAUUUCUUACGUAUUUUGCAAAAGCUGACUAAAAAGAAGACGCACAGAGUGGUAUUGUUAGUACAGUACAAGUCUUCUGCCAUAUUAAAAAGGAUCCUUAAAGUUUCGCAUCCUUUAUUAGAACUAUAUUCUUUGAAAGUUUUAAAGAGUCAAAUUCCAUUUAUCGGUAGAAAAUGGCGUCAAGGUAAUAUGAAAAUAAUCACCUCCAUAUACUUGCAUUGCCGGCCAGAUUUACGAGAUGAAUGGAUUGCAUCAUCUGAUGCGGAUGCUGAAAUUGAAGAUGCUCUGCCUCAAGAACAAAGCCUUCGAGCAUUGAUUAAAUUUUAUAAUGAAAGGAAUUAUAUGACACAUGAUCAUCAAAAUGGUUUACUUUAUCAUAAUGAUAAUAGGAAUUCACCCGACAUAUUCCCUCCACAUCAUACGAAGUCUCUAAAUCAUGUAAAUUCUGCAUAUAUUGCAGAUGAUAUUAUGUUAGAUGAGUCAUUUUUGUCAAAUUGGGAACAGUGGCUUCAAGAUGAAGUAUAUGGCUUCUCCGUCACGAAACCCCAUUUAAAUACUAUAGAUGAAUAUUAUAAUGAUGAUGGUUUUCUUUUUACCAAUGGUGGCGAUGGAUCAGAAUGGGAUACCCCUAUUUUACCGCUAGUCGACGAGCAAGAUCCUUUCACCUCAGUUGAGUGGGAGAAUAUUAAAUCAACAGAUAUGUUAGGACCAUUGGCCCCUAAUGAAGUAACUAUAUGGCAACCAACUCCAUACCAAAGUGAUGCUGAAGAUUAA